Actinia tenebrosa (Australian red waratah sea anemone) is the source of this 1086-nucleotide messenger RNA. RefSeq lists its product as uncharacterized. The record is from RefSeq and is a predicted model, not a curated record. NCBI's taxonomy places the organism in Eukaryota, Metazoa, Cnidaria, Anthozoa, Actiniaria, Actiniidae.
AUGAAACACGUGUCUACAAAAGGGGAUAGAUCACCCAUUAUUGUCACGGUACUUGUGGAAGGCCAAGAGUUAUCAAUGGAGCUUGAUACUGGGUCAGCCGUGUCGGUGAUAAGUAAAGAAACCUUCCACAGAGGGUCUUGGGAAGCGCACAUCGAGCUAAAAGAAAAUGCACGGCCCAAGUUUUGGAAACCUCGACCCGUGGUGCUAGCACGCAAACCGGCGGUGGAACAAGCCCUGGAUGAGCUAGAGGCUGAGGGAGUGAUAGUGGGGGUGAAUUAUAGCGAAUGGGCGGCGCCCAUCGUGACUCCAGUAAAGAAAGACAGCAGUGUCAGGGUAUGCGGGGAUUUUAAAGUAACAAUUAACCCGCAACUAGAAAUCGACGAAUACCCCCUUCCACGCAUAGAAGACAUCUACGCCAAUCUUAGUGGGGGUAAACAGUUCAGCACUCUUGAUUUUCGCCAGGCCUACCUCCAAAUGGAGGUUGAUGAACAGUCCAAGCAUUACCUUACUGUCAAUACUCACCGAGGGCUGUUCCAAUACCAAUGCUUACCGUACGGUGUGGCCUCGGCACCUGCCAUCUGGCAGAGAGCGAUGGAUCAGGUAUUACAGUGCCUCCCAGGAGUACAGUGUUACCUAGAUGAUAUCGUAGUGACCGGUAAGUCUGAAAAAGAACACCUGGAUGUGCUGGACAAGGUGUUGCAGAGGCUGGAGGAGUAUGGGCUAAAGGCCAACAAAAGGAAAUGCAAGUUCCUCCGAGACUCCGUGGAGUAUCUGGGUCACGUGAGUUCUGCGGAGGGUCUACGCCAAUCGCCCAAAAAGACUAAAGCCAUCGUAGAGAUGCCAACACCCCAGGACGUAGCACAGCUGCGCUCGUUCCUAGGCAUGGUCCAGUACUAUGCAAAGUUCAUACUAGAUCUAGUUACGGUCCUAGCGCCACUUCGUCAUUUGCUUGAGAAGAAUGUUAAGUGGACCUGGUCGAAGAAGGAAGCGGAUUGCUUUGAGUCUGUUAAGAAGAAGCUGCUGGAGGACAAAGUACUAACCCACUACGAUCCCGACCUCCCGCUAGUUAUGGUCAGCGACAGCUAG